AUGGGGGAGGCCACGCGGCGGCGGCGGGUCACGCCGACGCUGCUGCUGGCGCUGGUGCUGCUGGCGGUGACCGUUCCUGCAGGCUUCUGCGCCAUCAACGCUCAAGAUGCUUCUGCUCUCAACGCCCUCAAGAGCCAAUGGACGAACGCCCCGUCGAGCUGGUCCUCGUCGAGCGACCCCUGCGACGGGGGUUGGGACGGCGUCAUGUGCAACAACGGCAGGGUCAAUUCGCUGCGGCUGUCAAGUGUCAACAUCCAGGGCACGCUCAGCGACAGCAUCGGACAGCUCACCCAGCUCGUCUACCUGGAUGUUUCCUUCAACCUCGGUCUCAGUGGUCCAAUGCCCGCUACAAUCGGGAACCUUGCACAGCUUACCACACUGAUCCUGGCAGGCUGUAGCUUCACAGGAAGCAUUCCACAGGAACUCGGCAACCUACAGCAGCUCACAUUCCUGGCGCUGAAUUCAAACAAGUUUACAGGCACAAUACCCCCUCAACUUGGUUUACUCUCAAAUCUCUUCUGGUUGGAUCUGGCUGAUAAUCAGCUCACUGGAUCUAUCCCGGUCUCAACAGCGACGACACCAGGGCUUGACCAACUUAUCCACACGAAGCACUUUCAUUUCAACAAGAACCAGUUAUCUGGGACACUUGCAGGUCUCUUCAACUCCAAAAUGAGUCUGAUUCACGUAUUGUUCGAUAGCAAUCAAUUAGCUGGUCCAAUACCAGCAGAGCUAGGGGGCGUUUCAACACUCCAAGUCCUCCGACUAGAUAGGAACAGUCUUCGGGGAGCGAUUCCUCCUAACAUCAGCAACUUGGUGAAUCUUAAUGAGCUGAACUUGGCCAGCAACCAGCUCACUGGAUCACUGCCAGAUCUAAGCAGCAUGACCCAAUUACAUGUCGUAUCAAUAUCUUCUGGACAACUUUCUGGCGUGGUCCCCAAGGGUCUCUUCAGAUUGCCCCAGCUGCAGCAAGUUAUACUGAGCAAUAACGCGUUCAACGGAACCCUUGAGAUCACGGGCAACAUCAGCAACCAACUUCAGACUAUUAAUCUCAUGAAUAACGGUAUCUUUGCUGCCAAUGUCACCCCAAGCUACAAGAAGACUCUAGUGCUAGUCGGGAAUCCAGGCUGCCAGGACCCAGAUUUAAAAUCCUUCUGCAGCCUCAAGCAGGAGAGCAUGAUAGCAUACAACACCAGCCUGAGCAAAUGUUCCUCUACAGAUUCAUGUUCCAGUGACCAGAGUCUGAACCCUGCAAACUGCGGCUGCGCCUAUCCCUACGCCGGGAAGAUGGUCUUCAGAGCGCCGUUCUUCACGGACCUGACAAACAGCACCACUUUUCAGCAGCUGGAGACAAGCCUCACGACGCAGUUAUCUCUACGUGAUGGCUCUGUAUUCCUCUCGGACAUCCACUUCAACAGUGAUAACUACCUCCAGAUUCAGGUGGCGCUUUUCCCAUCGACUGGGGUGUCCUUCAGCGUGCCGGAUCUGAUACGGAUAGGCUUUGAUCUGAGCAACCAGACUUACAAACCACCACCAAAUUUUGGACCUUAUUACUUCAUUGCAAACACAUACGCUCUUUUGGCAGGUGCUUCUUCUAGUGGUAGUAAGAAAUCACAGAUCAGUACUGGCGCUAUCGCUGGAAUUGCGGUAGCCGGUGGACUUCUUGUGAUUGCUCUCAUUGGCAUGGUAUUAUUUGCGUUGCGACAGAAAAGAAGGGUUAAGGAAGUGACGGGACGAACUGACCCUUUCGUUCCAUGGGGAGUUUCUCAGAAAGACAGUGGAGGGGCUCCACAGCUCAAAGGAGCAAGGUUGUUCUCUCUGAAUGAACUGAAGAACUGCACCAACAAUUUCUCAGACACCCAUGAGAUAGGCUCAGGAGGCUAUGGAAAGGUGUAUAAGGGAACACUCGUUGAUGGAACGUGGGUCGCCGUAAAGAGAGCAGAGCGGGGAUCAAUGCAAGGUGUGGUGGAAUUCAAGAACGAGAUCGAGCUGCUCUCCAGGGUUCAUCACAGGAACCUGAAUGAGGAAGGAUACAGUAAAGCAGAGUUUGGGUAUGAAAGUGACACAGAGAUGGCACAUGGGUAUAAUGCACCCCAAAAGAAUGGUGGAGGUAGCACCACCAGUUCGGCAUCAGGAAGCAAAGUAGAUGCAGAGAAGCUAUAUCUGGAAGAACAAAACUGCGCAAGACAGGCAGUUGAAUACCCCAGAGAAAGCAAGCUAGUAGAUUUUGAGCAUCCGUGCUCAGGGAAGAAACUUGAUCUGAACACCCACAAUGUCGAUGACACUGAUCGAGCUUACAGACAUUUUGACUUGAAUGGCUUCAGCUGGAGCUGA
Miscanthus lutarioriparius is the source of this 2331-nucleotide messenger RNA. Lineage: Eukaryota; Viridiplantae; Streptophyta; Magnoliopsida; Poales; Poaceae. The record is from the annotation of a GenBank genome assembly.